This is a messenger RNA of Naegleria fowleri, 555 nucleotides long. RefSeq lists its product as uncharacterized. NCBI's taxonomy places the organism in Eukaryota, Heterolobosea, Eutetramitea, Acrasida, Naegleriidae. The transcript has 3 exons. The record is from RefSeq and is a predicted model, not a curated record. Gene Ontology annotation, molecular function: oxidoreductase activity. Bases 1 to 555 code for a protein of 184 amino acids.
AUGAACAAGCAACAAACUUUGUCCUCUCACAAACAUUCUCGUCAUCAUUACAAAAUUUGUAUCAUUGGAGGAGGAGCAGCUGGAUUAACGGCUGCAAACACACUCGCUGAAAAUGAUCAACAUGAUUUUAUGGUUUUGGAAGCAAGUGAAAGAAUUGGAGGAAGAGUUUGCUCGAAUAGAGAACGAGGAAUUGAACUCGGAGGCGAAUUUGUUCAUGGAGAAGGAAGUAUUUUGUGGGACAAAAUUCAUUCAAAAACGUAUCACUUGAAUGACAACAAUGACGGAUAUUUAGGAGAUAUUCGAAAUUGGCAAAAUAUUCAUCAUGUGGCAGGUGCCUAUAGUUUUGCUCUCACCACUGAUGCUUCCAAGAGACAUUAUAUUGAACAACCACGUGUUGUAUUGGGUCAACCUAUUGAUUCGAAAAUUUAUUUUGCUGGAGAGGCAUACUGUCAACACUCACCAGCGACCAUUCACGGAGCAAUGGAGACUGGUCAGAAAGUGGCUUUGGAAAUUUUAAAGUCAUCUCAAACAGCACCAAGAAUGAGUAAGCUUUAA